AUGCGCCGCGGCCGGGAUUGCUCACCACCUGCAGUGCCCUUUCGGAGGCGGCGGCUGGCACGGAGGCCAGGCUACAUGAGAAGCUCGGCCGGGCCUGGGAUCAGGUUCCCCUCCCCAGCAGUGGGCAUGCCGGCCCGGGUCCUGGGAGGGGUGUGUGGCGAGGAGUCCCACCACUCUGAGUCCAGAGCCGGACAGUGCAGCCUCGACCCAGGAGGCCAGUGUCCAGGCCUCUUGGUCAGGAGCCCUGUUCCUAAGAGCACAACAGCCCCUGCUGUGACCUCUGUGGGCCACCCAGGCCUGGCUCUGACCUCUGUGAGAGGAACCUCAGCACGCUUUGGGAUUCAGCACAGAGCUGGCGCCAGACUGCCCGACAGGCUAAGCAGGCCCCGUGGCCCUGGGAACGCCGGGUGUCGGCCAGAGUAUUCAUCCAUGGACAGUUCGGAGGCCCCGUGCGCUAGCUGGGACGCAGCCUGCCGUGAAGGAGCAAGGGGCACCCGGGCAGCAGGCCCCCUGGCACCAGCGGAGUUGAGUAGCAGCAGCUGCAGCCUUGGAAGUGGCCGCUUAGCCCGCUCAGCCCCUCCUGGCUCUCACGAUGCCUUCACCUCGAGCUUUAGCUUCAUUCGGCUGUCACUGGGCUCCGCUGGGGAACGUGGGGAAGCGGAGGGCUGCCCGCCAUCCAGAGAGGCCGAGUGCCGUCGUCAGAGCCCCCAGGAGGUGGGCGCCAAAGCUGCCGGCUUGGACAGGCCCCACGAGGACCCUCGAUACCUCUCUUGGCCCUUCGAUCUCUCGCCUGCUCAGGGCUCGGCAGACUCCGCCUGGGCUGUAGGGAGCAGCUCCAGGACGGAGCAUGAGAUGCUUUCUUGCCUGGACGUGGAUGCUGAUUCCUCCUGGUCCCCGGAUCCCCUGUUGGCUGACUGCGGAGGUGACGAGGGCGGCGGCUCGGGGGAUGCCCAUCACUGGGACGCCCUGCUCAGGAAGUGGGAGCCCGUGCUGCAGGGCUGUCUGCUGAGCAACCGGAGGCAGGUGGAGGUAACUUCCUUAAGAUUAAAGCUUCAGAAACUUCAAGAAACAGCAGUUGAGGAUGAUGAUUAUGAUAAAGCGGAGACAUUAAAACAAAGGUUAGAAGACCUGGAACAAGAGAAAAGCAGCCUGCACUUUCAGCUUCCUUCCAAGCAGCCGCCUCUUAGCAGCUUCCUGGGUCACCUGGCGGCCCAGGCCCAGGCUGCCUUGCACCACCGGGCCGCCCAGCAGGCCGGCAGUGAUGACAGCCAAGCCCCGCUCAGAAUGGAUCCCUGGCCGUUGGAACCCACUGCUCAGGACAACCUGCAUGUGUCCAUCACGAGGCGAGACUGGCUUCUUCAGGAGAAGCAGCAGUUACAGACAGAAAUCGAAGCUCUCCAAGCAAGGAUGUCUGUGCUGGAAGCCAAAGAUCAACAGCUGAGAAGGGAAAUAGAGGAGCAAGAACAACAACUCCAGUGGCGGGGCUGCGACCUGACUCCCCUGAUGUGCCGGCUGUCCCUGGGCCAGCUGCAGGAGGUCAUCACGGCCUUGCAGGACACCCUGGCCUCAGCCAAUCAGAUUCCCUUCUGUGCGGAGCCACCCGAAAACAUAAGGAGCCUCCAAGAAAGAGUAAAAUCCCUCAACUUGUCACUUAAAGAAAUCACUACUAAGGUGUGUAUGGGUGAGAGACUCUGCAGCACUCUGAGGAAGGAAGUCAACGACAUUGAAACCCGACUCCCGGCAUUGCUUGAAGCCAAAAUGCUCGCCAUAUCAGGAAACCAUUUCUGUACAGCUAAGGACCUCACCGAGGAGAUUAGAUUGUUAACAUCAGAGAGAGAAGGGCUGGAGGGACUCCUCAGCAAGCUGUUGGUGCUGAGUUCCAGGAAUGGCAAAAAGUUGGGAAGUGUUAAAGAAGAUUACAACAGAUUGAGAAGAGAACUGGAACACCAGGAAACUGCCUACGAAACAUGUGUGAAGGAAAAUACUGUGAAAUACAUGGAAAUGCUUGAGGGUAAACUGUGCAGCUGCACGUGUCCUCUGCUUGCAAAAGUGUGGGAAGCUGACUUGGAAGCUUGUCGAUUGCUUAUCCAGAGCCUGCAACUCCAGGAAGCCAGGGGCAGCCUGUCUAUGGACGAUGAGAGGCUGAUGGAUGACGCAGAGGGAGCCGUCUGCACAGCCACUGCAACCGUCCAUGCCAGGGCCCACUCGGAAGAUGAGAGGAAGACUCCUUUGCAAGCAUUUGAAGAAUGGAAGGCUCCCCUGAUCCCCUCUCCACACUGUGCUGGAGGAGAGCAGAAGGAGGAAUCUUACGUCCUUUCUGCAGAACUUGGAGAAAAAUGUGAAGCCAUAGGCAAGAAGUUAAUGCACUUGGAAGAUCAGCUUCACACAGCGAUCCAUAGUCAUGAUGAAGAUCUCAUUCAGUCUCUCAAGAGGGAGCUCCAGAUGGUGAAGGAAACUCUUCAGGCCCUGAGCCUGCAGCUCCAGCCAGCAAAGGAGGUGGGAGACAGGGAGGCUGCAGCUUCCUGUGUGACAGCUGGUGUCCGGGAAGCACAGGCCUGA
Messenger RNA from Propithecus coquereli (Coquerel's sifaka), 2559 nucleotides. It is a transcript of the gene DISC1, whose product is annotated as disrupted in schizophrenia 1. Gene Ontology annotation, cellular component: intermediate filament cytoskeleton; microtubule; mitochondrion. NCBI's taxonomy places the organism in Eukaryota, Metazoa, Chordata, Mammalia, Primates, Indriidae. The transcript is spliced from 13 exons. The record is from RefSeq and is a predicted model, not a curated record. Gene Ontology annotation, biological process: neuron migration; cilium assembly. Bases 1 to 2559 code for a protein of 852 amino acids.